Molecule: messenger RNA, 2777 nt
Organism: Alosa sapidissima (American shad)
Lineage: Eukaryota; Metazoa; Chordata; Actinopteri; Clupeiformes; Clupeidae
Product: arrestin domain-containing protein 3-like
Exons: 6
Coding region: 353-1822 (489 amino acids)
Biological process (GO): protein transport
Cellular component (GO): cytoplasm; plasma membrane
Source: RefSeq, a predicted model, not a curated record
AUGUUUAUUUUGUAACUGACGUGACAUUGCUGAUUAUUUUGCUCUUAAAUAGCCUAGGCUGCAGUUCUGACUCCUAUGAAACAUCUAGGUUAAUGUUCCUCAACUAUUGAAAGCAUUCGGGGUGGGUGAUUGCCAUGAUUGCACAGCUUAUUUUACUGGGGUUGUGGGCUACAUUACAGUGUGCAGUUUUUAGGUGCAGCCUUUGGGGGCGGAGACGACGGGGUGCUUAUUGGCUACUACAAGCAUUGCCUCUUUGCUAGGAGCUCAUUGAAGUAGGCUACUGACAGACCGACGAAAACAGUCGGAGGACGCUAUGUUCGUUUUGGGACGUCCCUCUCUUCACUGAUUGACAAUGCCGGGAACUGUGAAAGAUUUUUCAGUGAGCUAUGAUGCCAUAAACGAAGAGAACACGUUCACCUGUGGUGAUUGUAUUAAAGGACGUGUGGUUCUGCAGUUAGGAAAGGAAGCCAAGAUAGAAUAUUUGUUCAUUAAAGUCAAAGGAGACGCAGACGUCCGCUGGACCGAACGACACGGCGAUGACGACCGAACAUAUUCAGCUCACGAGAGAUACUUCAAAUUGAAACAAAUGUUAAUAUCAGAGGAAGCUGAGAAUACUAAAGUGAUCCCUGGGACGCAUGUGUAUCCAUUUUGCCUACAGAUUCCUGAAGGGCACUUUCCAUCAUCCUUUGAGGGACACCAUGGCAACAUUAGAUACAAACUCGAGGCAAAGAUGAAGCGAUCCUGGAAAGUGAAAAAGAAAGCAUCAGCCAAAAUAAACUUCGCAACCAAGUUAGAUGGAGACACUGCUCAGCUAAUGUCACCCCAGUUCGGAGAAAAAGACAAAAAGAUGAAUAUAUUCUCCUCUGGUAGCCUUUCUUUUAAAGCUCAGCUUGAAAAGACAGGAUACGUGCCAGGAGAAAUGCUUGUCGUUCAAGCAGAGAUUGAUAACUCUUCAUCCCGUAAUCUCAAACCUAAGUACAAACUUGACAAGAAAAUCACAUACAUUGCACAUUCAUCAACCAAAAUAGAACGAGGCACUAUAUUCAAAGAGGAGGGGUCUCCAAUCCCAUCUAAAGAUCAUCAAACCGUCACCCAGGAGUUGAUGAUUCCCACGUCCCUUCCCCCAACCAUUUUGUUCUGCAAGGUCCUCCGACUAGAAUACAAAUUAAAGGUCUACAUUGAUGUUCCAUAUGGUUCAGACCCAGAGAUCAAAUUCCCUGUGGUUAUUCUGCCGGUGCACAGACAUGGUCCUUGGAUGUCAGGAGGGCCAGUACCCUUUGGCCAGCCUCCUCAACCAGGAGCUGCUGGACCUCCACAUUAUUUGUACCCACCAGAACCAGUGCGCUAUCCCCAUCCAGGUCCUCCACCAGCAAACCCGAUAGCAGCCAAUCCAGGCAUGCAACCGCCUCCAUUCUUCAACCAAGCAGGAGCAGCAGCAUAUCCAGUCCCAGCUGUUUCUCUACCAAUGCAACCAAACGUAACCGACCAACUGCCCCCACCACAGUAUGACCAGGUGACACAUCCAGCGCCAAGUGCACCACCUUUGUACCCUACGCUACCUACAUCCGAUUUUCUUUCAUCUCCAAGUGCACCGCAGUACUUUCCUGGGGCAGCUGGCCAUGAUUUUCUGUCCAACCCAAGUGCCCCGCAGCAGUAUCCAGGGCCUGCUGCACCUUCGUUCUUAUCAUCCCCCAGUUUGCCGUCUGCUGACCCUGGGUAUGAUCCCCCUACCUAUGAAAUGGUGUUCCCCAAUCCACCGGCAUCUGGAAGCUCUCCAAACUCAACUGCCUCAGAUCCCACACCAACUAAACCUCCAUCCUAACCAAGCAAUGCCUAUUUCCUAAGUGCCUAAGUCCCACCGAGGUGGUUAGUGUGAUGACAUCAGUAAGGUAUCCAUUCAUUUCACUCCAUCACAAAUAAGUGCUUUUCAUACCACAGCAAAUUGUAUGUACAGCUCCAAGCAAAUACGUCAUAUGUCAUCUCAGUGGAGUUACACAACAUGUUCACAAUGUAAAUGAAUCCAAGAAAAGGAAAAAUAACAAUGAAAACGGGUUGCUAGUUGUCCCCGAUAGAUAUAAAUAAUAAUAAUAAUAAUAAAAGAAACACUGGCUUUAAUUGUAUACUGAAGCUCUAGAGUCCUUUAGUCAUAUUCUCAUGUUCUCUCUUAGCUCUAUCACCCUGUAAUCAAUGAUAAUUCCUAGUUCAAUGCAUAUGAGACCACUUCUUCCAUUGCCUCUGAACAUGGAGGGUUGUGUCUUGUAUCAGUCAUAGGCUGCAUGUUAUGUAGAGUUCAUUUCAUUGUCUGUCUUGCAUUAACAAACAUCUCAGUACAAAUCAAUGUAUUUAUGUAAAAGCAAAAAUUCAUUUCACAAAGGUGCAAUCACUGCUGCCCGGUUUUACAAAGUAAACCUCGAAGAAAUACACUCUGGAGGAACACAGAAUGCACUGCAAUGUUUAUCCGGCUACGCAUUCAUUAUUGUAAGGGAACAUUAUCUAAGAAAGACAUUUAUAGUUUUGUAGCAAACCAGUAAUAUGAUUUUAUCUCCAACUGGACUUAAAGGCAGCAAAAUGUAUAUUGUUUGAACAUAGAUUAUGCAUAACAUGCAUUAUUUUAAAUAGUAGACAUCUGAAUUUAUAGUCAUUACACUUUUGUACCUGGCCAGUGUAUUAAGCAAGCAGUUUCAUGAAUGUAGUGGACUACAUGCAAACUUGCUGUUCAUUACGUUCAUUGCGAGAUUUUGUGUGCUAAACAAAAAUAAAGGUGUAUAAAGAGUGAA